This is a messenger RNA of Egretta garzetta (little egret), 2952 nucleotides long. RefSeq names its product SDE2 telomere maintenance homolog (gene SDE2). Bases 339 to 1361 code for a protein of 340 amino acids. NCBI's taxonomy places the organism in Eukaryota, Metazoa, Chordata, Aves, Pelecaniformes, Ardeidae. The transcript is spliced from 6 exons. The record is from RefSeq and is a predicted model, not a curated record. Gene Ontology annotation, cellular component: nucleus.
UUUACAAGCGGAUUUCGACUGCGUUUAAUUCUUCGCCAAACAGGAGUUAAAAGCAGCCACCACAGGGAAUGUUCAUGCUUUUAAGAACGCCUGAUUUUUCCUUCCCCUCUGUUUCCUAUAGGACAGAAGGAAACAUUACUCCUUAAUGAGUUACUUUGUCAGAAUGUCUCAUUUUCAGUCGAUCACGUGAUUCAAUUUUCUGGUUUUAGAAUAUUCCUGAGGAAAGUUUGUAUGUGAAAUGUAACGGGCGACUGGUUAAUGAUGAAGAUGCGCUGCAGGAUGGAGCUGUUUAUAGCCUGGAACCAAGACUUUGCGGUGGAAAAGGAGGGUUUGGAUCUAUGCUGCGAGCACUUGGUGCUCAGAUUGAAAAGACAACAAAUAGAGAGGCUUGCCGAGAUCUCAGUGGAAGGAGACUACGAGAUGUCAAUCAUGAAAAAGCGAUGGCUGAAUGGGUGAAGCAGCAAGCAGAGCGGGAAGCAGAAAAAGAGCAAAGGCGCUUGGAAAGGCUGCAGCGGAAACUUGCAGAGCCAAAGCACUUUUUCACAAAUCCGGACUACCAGCAGCAGUGUCAUGAAAUGUCUGAGCGACUAGAAGAUUCAGUCCUUAAAGGAUUACAGGCUACUUCGAGCAAAAUAGUGUCACCAGAAAGUGGCAAUAGUCGGAAGCGUCCGGGUGAAUCUGGAACGAAUGGAACAAAAUCUCGAAAAAGAAAAUGUUUUUGGCUGGGAUUGGAAGGAUUGGAUGAUUGUGACAGUUCGGAUUGUGAGGAUGACAGUGAAGAUGACUCCCCUCACGCAUCUGACGGAAGUUGUCCAUCAGGCAGCAGAUAUAAUGAAAAUGCUGGAAAUUCAAAUGAAUGUUCAAGCAGCUCUCUUGAUUCGGUGGAGGGUAGUCCAGCUAUCAGUGCAACCGUGAAACCACUGGAGCAGCCAGAAGGUACUGGAAGAGAUCUGCAAGGAGAGACAGACGCAGGUGGGCAAACUGAAAUUCCAGCUGAUGAAAACAGUAAAAUGGCAAAGCCUGUGGAGGAAGAGGCCCAAGAAAAGAGUGAGGUAACCCCAGCUCUGAAAGAAGAGGAACAACAAGAAAAGGUUUCUUCUGAGGCACAGGAAACUAACCCGUUGCAGAGCACAGUAGAAAACGUGGAAGUAGAACCAAUAGACCUGCUGGCAUUCAACUCUGCUGCUGAAAUGGAAGCCCUGGGUUUAGAUAAACUGAAGAUGGAGUUGAUGUCUUUAGGACUGAAAUGUGGAGGCACUCUAAAGGAAAGAGCAGCAAGGCUUUUUUCAGUGAGAGGUCUGUCUAGAGACCAGAUUGAUCCUGCCUUAUUUGCAAAGCCCUCUAAAGGGAAAAAAAAGUGAUUUUUUUUUUGUUUGUUUGUUUGGGUUGUUUUGUUUUAAACAUAAUUUUGUAUCUGUGUCCUUUUAAAUUUUUAUUCUGUUGUCAUUCUGUACUGCCACAUAGAAUUCUUUGGCAUGCCUGGAUAGUCUUUUGUUUCUAUUCUUAAGGAAGUUUGAUUAACAUAACACAGAGUCAGUUGCUAGAUAGCGAGCUAGUUAUGUGUUCAAUAUUAAAGGAGUCAAACUACUAUCUUUUGAUAAACUUUACAAAUAGCUAUAACAAGUCUCAGUGCAACAGGCAGAACAAACUCUCUCUAUAUGGAAAGAAAUAACCUGAAUGUUUUCUGGAAAAUGGUUGUAUGACGCUGUCAUUGCCUAUUUUAAGAAAAAUAGCAAUCCUUUCUUAGCUUUGUAUUGAAUCUCCUUUAAUGUGUAUUCCAGUUAGCACAGUUACAAUUGUCAAAUGAGAAACAUUGAACUUGUUAUCCAGGCUUAAAGGCUGAAGUUUCUUUAUAUAAAAAGAGCAUUUUUAUAUGGAUGAGGUCAGUAUAAAUAAAUACACUGUGCCGUGAGUUUCUGUGGGAUGUCAGGUAUCAGUAGGACAUAAAUUAUUAAUGUGUGUAGGUACUUCUUUUAGAAGAAGUUAAAUAAGGUUAUUUACUUAUUUUGCUAUGGAAUAGUACCUGAGCGAGGGAGAGAAUCACAUCCUGAAGAAAUUAAGAAGAAUAAAGUAUGCUUGCUGGCUGCUGAAGGUUGGUAACAUACAGAGUGACCAUCUGAAGCUGAAUGGGAAAUUUAGGAUGGGUUUUUUCACUUUCUUUUUUCAGUGAUAAAAGCAAUGGAAUUGUCUCCCAAGGACUUAAAUAUCUGUGGGGGUGGUGCUUUAUCCUAGAGUGGCAUCUGUAAUCUCUGUGCUGGGAGUUACCCUGCGAGGUGGUAAGGGCAGCGUGCUUGCCUCCCCUGCCGCUGCUCUGGUUUGAGAGGGUUUUAAAAAGUGUUCAGUUCAGUGCCUCAGAUUGCAGAUUUUACCACCAUAUGCUGGAGAAUAUUAUGUUUAUGAUCUGCUUUCAGGUUUUCUUGUAGUGACGCUUGAGAAAUUAAAAAUUCUUUCUCCUGUUCUGUCAUGAUAGCAUCCGUUUAUCUGUUUUAAAGUUUGGCUCAUAAAGUUUAGUUUUGAAUUGCAAUACUGGUAGGAAGCUGGCUUCAAAUGCUAGGAAAUCAGUCUGCUCAUGUAGUAUUCAGUAUUUCUAACGUGCAGUUUGUAUCUGAUAUUUCGGUCAGCUUUGCAAUCUUACGACCUCUCCUCAGAAGCUGUUUUGUUUAUGCUUGGAAAUUUUGGAUGGAGAGAGGGUGUUAAAGCUCAAGGAUUGAUUCUUGACAAACUCCACAGGCAAGCCGUUAAAAGUUAUGUUGGUGCAGCUGCUCCAAAAUGCUGGUUAACCUGACAGUUUAUCCUUCCCUCACCUACACCACCUUCCCAGGCACGCUUUGUUAUAAAAUAACAUGGGAAGGCAGGCUUGCUGCCCCGUCAGUUUGUGUGUGUCCCCUGGCCCCCCUGGGUGCGGGUUGGGGGGCUGUGGGAGCCCCGUGCCAGCAGGCGUCGCUGCGGGCC